Messenger RNA from Saprolegnia parasitica CBS 223.65, 1559 nucleotides. RefSeq lists its product as hypothetical. The record is from RefSeq and is a predicted model, not a curated record. NCBI's taxonomy places the organism in Eukaryota, Oomycota, Saprolegniomycetes, Saprolegniales, Saprolegniaceae. Gene Ontology annotation, biological process: NAD+ metabolic process; NADP+ biosynthetic process. The transcript is spliced from 4 exons. Bases 29 to 1444 code for a protein of 471 amino acids. Gene Ontology annotation, molecular function: NAD+ kinase activity.
AUUCGUUCCGUGGCCGUUCCGAGACUGCAUGGACGACAUCCGCCAAGCCGCCGAGAGCCUCCAGCGCGUGCUCGCCUUUGUCGAGCGCGAGCAGAACCAGCACAUGCUGCCAACGUCUCCGAUGGCCGCGCUGCAGAAGCGCGUGCUGGAGCUCGAGAACCAGCUCAAGGAAGCCCGCGACGAGAAGGAGUAUUGGUUCCGCAAGAGCUCUGGCAUUGACGACAACUUUCACAACUCGAACCGGCGCCCGCGCUCCAACUCGGAGCUGCGCGUGAUCGCCGACACGAUGUCGCGUGGCAGCGACGAGAGCCUGAGCGACCUCGAGAAGGACGACGGUGCGGGCGUGCCCGGCUGGGACAAGCGCGCGCCGUUCCGCCUCCUCCAGUGCAGCGACGAAGAGUGCGAAGUCUUCACGGCGCAGCACCGCAACAUUCGCACACAGCACCGCGCCAAGAACAACGUGCAAAUGAUGUGGGACACGCCGCCGACCACCGUGCUCCUCGUGAAGAAGCCCAACGACGCCGACAUUACCGAUACCAUGUUCGCCGUCGCCAAGUGGCUCAUGCACGAGAAGGGCAUGCGCGUCUUCCUCGAGCCUGUCGUCCACGCUGCGGUCGCCAAGGACCUCCCGCAGGCGCGCACGUGGUCGACGUCGUACGACUGGCUUCUCAAGCAAAACGAAAUCGACUUUGUCGUGUCGCUCGGCGGCGAUGGCACCGUGCUCUGGGUCUCGUCGCUCUUCCACAUGAGCGUCCCGCCCGUGAUCUCGUUUGCAAUGGGGUCGCUCGGUUUCCUCACACCCUUUGACAUUUCCCAACGCGAAGAACACCUCAAGCACUUGAUCCGAGGUGGGUUCUACCUCUCGCUGCGGCAGCGCCUGCAGUGCACCGUCUUGCGUGCCAAGCCCGGUGUCGUCGAAGAGGUCCAGAUGCCGAUUCACGCGCUGAACGAAGUCGUGAUUGACCGCGGCCCGUCGUCCGCCAUGGUCGACCUCGACUGCUUCUGCGACGGCGUCGAGCUCACCAAGAUCAGUGCCGAUGGCAUCAUCAUUGCGUCGCCGACCGGCUCGACCGCGUACUCGCUCUCGGCCGGCGGUAGCAUGACCCAUCCCAGCGUGCCGUGCAUGCUGCUGACGCCGAUUUGCCCGCACUCGCUCUCGUUCCGGCCACUGCUCUUCCACGACAGCGCGACGCUCAAGAUCGUGCUUCCGUUCACGGCGCGCACACCCAGCGUCAACGUGUCUUUUGACGGCAAGACGCGGCUUCGGCUGGGCAAAGGCGACACGCUGUACGUGCGCGUGUCGUCGUACCCGCUGCCGUCCGUGUGCCGCCUCAACGAGAACGAAGACUGGUUCGAGUCGGUCAAGGUCAACUUGAAUUGGAACCAGCGGCGUGAGCAAAAGCCCUGGGUGCCACUCGACGACCCGAGCCUGUCCAAAAUGUAAUUGUGUGUAGAUGUGUACUAGACGAUAGCGUAGCAGCGGGUGAUAGAUACUAGUCCUGUUAUUUAAUGGCGCUCGUCCUGCUGCGCGGCAAUCUCGUCUCGAAGCAAUUCGCAAC